Messenger RNA from Macadamia integrifolia, 588 nucleotides. Its product is annotated as LOB domain-containing protein 23-like. Bases 1 to 588 code for a protein of 195 amino acids. NCBI's taxonomy places the organism in Eukaryota, Viridiplantae, Streptophyta, Magnoliopsida, Proteales, Proteaceae. The record is from RefSeq and is a predicted model, not a curated record. The transcript is spliced from 2 exons.
AUGGACUCACAUGAAGUCAUCAAUGCUAUAACCUCAUCUAAAUUGUUCUUCUCCACUUCUACUUCAUCACCUUUGGCUCAAUCAUCAUCUCUUGGUCAUCCUCUUCCAUCUCAUGAUGAUGAAUCUCCUCCUCCUCCUCUUGUAGUCAGACCUUGUGGUGCUUAUAAGGGUCUCCGUCAACGUUGUGUUGCAACAUGCAUCCUGGCAUCAUACUUCCCCCCGACCCAACCCCUCAAAUUCUUGGCUGUGCACAGGGUGUUUGGAGCCAGCAAUGUCUCCAAGUUCUUGCAGGGACUUCCAGAGUCUCAGAGGGCUGAUGCAGUGGAUAGUAUGGUCUAUGAGGCGAAAACAAGGAUUAGAGAACCAAUGUAUGGGUGUGCAGGUGUAGUUUCCAGUCUACAGAAACUCAUAAACCAGCUUCAGAUGGAGUUGGCUACUGCAAAAGCUCAGCUUCUCAAUAAAACCUCACAACAGGAAUACCUACCAUUGACCAAUUACGCAUGCUUGGAAAUGGAAGAAGCUCAUCAACUGGAAGACUUCAUGUUCUGUGGUACUACUCCUUAUUCCUUCCAGAAUUGCGAAAACUAA